AUGACGCCAGGUUCUCCCGAUGAAGCUCUCCAUUUUCGAGGCAAAACUCUGACUCCAGAGAGCCCUCGUCCGCUGCACGUUGCGGAACCGACCAAGAUCCCUGUGCUGCAAAAUCAAAUGGAUCCCGUUUUCAACGACACGUCCACUUAUUAUGAGACGCCCCAGUCAGACUUUGAGAACGGUUCCCAAGCGCAUCAUUAUCACAGUGGACAGUAUGCUGAAUCGGGAGACGGACGGAGGUAUCCAGGGUCCAUGUCGGGGCUGAGCCAACAUCACCAUUAUCAGCCUUCACCAUCAGCACAAUCACAAGGUAGCUUCCACACUGGUUUUUCGCAGGCGGGUGAUCGGUUUGGACGCAAGAAUGGAACUUCACUUUCUGCAGGAAUAACAACUGCUAAGCCCUCCCUUCCAUCAGACCGGUCUCCAAUCACAGCAGAGAACUCCUCUACUGCCCAGGGCAUAGCAGGGAACCCAUCUCUAACCGCUUUUCCUCCAUCAGAUCCCGCUGCCCUUCUAGCUCAUUCUAAUUCCUCCGGUGUUGCUCCCUCCUCCUCUUCCUCCUGGAUUGCCCAGAAUCUGCCCGUCGCGAACGAGGUAACCCAUGCAGUCAACAGCUGGGCCGCGCAGCAUGAUCGCUUAGACUCCCAAGCAAAACCGGAUGAUAACACUGGUGAGGCUGGUGUGGAUUUCCAGAACCUCCUUGAUAACCUCCCCCCUCCCUCCACGGGUGCACCCUCUGCCCCUACGAUCUCGGAGACGGCCCCUGCGUCUGCGGACGAUGUCUCUGAGGCUCCUCAGAGUCUUCCCCCCCGUCCCCCACCCCAGGAGAAGCCCUCUAUCCAUCCCAAUUACAGCCCUACCGAUGACAUCCGUUCCUACCACCAGCUCCAUCCUCAUGCCCCUAGCACAUCUUCUACCUACCCUUCUCAACAAAGUAAUUCUCAGAACAACCGCGGGCUGCCGGCUUCCUUGACUGCAGCUGGCGCUCCCGGGACAGUCUCUGCUUCAAACACAUUGCUACCUCCACCCGGUCCCAGUUUCCAACAACCAUUGUCCGCCGCCACAGACUCUCAAGAACCUCCAACAAGCGCAGCUCCUCAAAACGGUCGUGCCGAACGGCCACCUGGUCGGCUGAUUACACCCGGAGACGAGGACGUCCCUUGGGGUCCGGACGUACAAAAGAAGUAUGACGAGUUCUUGCAUGACGAGAGAGUAUACGUAACGGAGGGCCUCUGGGAUCGUUUUCCUGCUGGAUCACGCCUGUUUGUAGGUAAUCUUCCGACGGAGAGGGUCACAAAACGCGACUUGUUCCAUAUCUUUCAUCAAUAUGGCAAAUUAGCCCAAAUCUCGAUCAAGCAGGCAUAUGGUUUCAUCCAAUUUGUCGACGCUUCGGCCUGCAAGCAUGCGCUUGAUUGCGAACAAGGGGCUGUGAUCAGGGGCCGGAAAAUUCAUCUCGAGAUCUCCAAACCGCAGAGGAAUACUAGAGCAGGCCCUGCGCCCCCUGCGCCCCGCCGCUCCCGAUCACCAGAAUACAGCAGAGGCGGUCCACCCAGCAGCCGUAACCCAAGGGGCCCCGGUGAUCGUUAUGAACGACCGUAUGAUUCGGGUAGAGUUCCGUUCAGCGACUUCCGAGAUGAGCCAACUCAUCGCAGACGUGAUGACUAUCGACCACCUCCGCGAUCGCCAUCCCCUCGCCCGUUCCGGGCUCGAGAUGAAUACAGGUCGCGAGACAGAACUCCCGAACGAUAUGAUCGGCGGGAGAGACGCCGUUCGCGAUCGCCAUAUGGAAGAGAUAGAAGAUAUCGGAGCCCCAGUCCUAGGGGUCGGAACGCAUAUGAUGGUGAUGCGGACUUGCCGGUCCCCAGGCGAGCUCCCAGAGAUGUCCCGGAAGUGCAGAUCCUUGUACUGGAGGAAGUUGACCGUAACUUCAUCUUCCAUGUGGAAAACUCCUUCCGCAAUCGCGGCCUUCGAGUGGAUGUCUUGGUCCUGGGUCCUCGAAUUCCAUUGAACGCUGCAGUCCAACGACAGAUCAACGAAGGAGUUCUAGCUGUGGUUAGACUAUCUCGUCCGAAUCAAUUUUCGAGGAAGAUUCCGUUGCAGUUAUUCGAUCGCAGUGGUGGAGCAGACAAUGUUCGUUUCAAUGAAUAUCCCGAAGUCGAGCCCAACAUUGCCGCAGAAAUUGUGUUUCAUGCGCAAGCGAUGCAACGUGGUGCUCCUCCGGUCCCAAAUCCUUUCCCUGCCAACCCAGCGUUUGCUGUGCCAACCCUUCCGGCCGCGCCAAUUCCCCAGGCACCGUUGCCAACACUACCCAACUCUAACGUUGCGAAUAUGAUCUCAUCCCUUGAUGGGCCUACUCUCCAGUCUCUCUUGUCGGCACUCCAACAGCGACCACCAUUGCAUGCUCCAGCUGCGCAGCCGUCCUUUCCAGCGGCCAAUGUCCCUCCGACUGCUGCUGAUCUCGCAAGUCUCCUGAGCGGCGUGGCUCGGCAGCCCAUGGCCACAAAUCCCCCGCCGCAUCUGCCUUCGCAGGCAUAUCUGGUCCCAGCCUCCAACGCUCCAGUGGUACCAGAUCCCAAUCUGAUCUCACUGUUGACCAAGGGCCUGGGAGGACAUCAGCACUCGCAGCAGCAGAACCCGGCGGCCAUGGCCCCUCAAGUUCAGAACAUCAUGAAUCAGCUGAGCAAAUGGAAGCAAUGA
Aspergillus clavatus NRRL 1 is the source of this 2697-nucleotide messenger RNA. RefSeq names its product putative RNA-binding protein (Nab3). Lineage: Eukaryota; Fungi; Ascomycota; Eurotiomycetes; Eurotiales; Aspergillaceae. The record is from RefSeq and is a predicted model, not a curated record. Bases 1 to 2697 code for a protein of 898 amino acids. The transcript has 5 exons. Gene Ontology annotation, molecular function: RNA binding.